AUGUUGGGUCCUCAGGAAGAUAAACUAUGUGGAAUGGUCUCAGCACUGGUGACCUUGUCCCUCGUCUGCUUUGUACAAAGCACUUCCACCGGAAACACGGGAAUAUCUGUGGCCAAGACAACUGUAGAUAAACUGCUGAAAGGGUACGACAUCCGUCUGCGGCCAGAUUUUGGAGGUCCUCCUGUCGUUGUGGGAAUGAGCAUCAAUAUCGCCAGCAUUGACUCCAUCUCGGAGGUCAACAUGGACUACACCAUCACAAUGUAUUUCCAGCAGAGCUGGAGGGACAAGCGUUUGGCCUACUCCGAGAUGCCUCUGAACCUGACGCUGGACAACCGCGUGGCCGACCAGCUCUGGCUCCCCGACACUUAUUUCCUCAACGACAAGAAGUCCUUCCUCCACGGCGUGACGGUGAAGAACCGCAUGAUCCGGCUUCACCCCGACGGCACCGUUCUCUACGGACUAAGAAUAACUACUACAGCGGCCUGCAUGAUGGACCUAAGGAGGUAUCCCCUUGAUGAACAGAACUGCACUCUGGAAAUUGAGAGUUAUGGAUACACCACAGACGACAUCGUGUUCUUCUGGCAGGGCGAGGACAAGGCUGUAACAGGAGUGGACAAACUCGAACUCCCACAGUUCUCCAUAGUGGAGCUGCGCCUGGUCUCCAGGGAAGUGAGGUUUACCACAGGGUCUUAUCCCAGGUUGUCACUGAGUUUCCGGAUCAAGAGGAACAUCGGCUACUUCAUCCUGCAGACGUACAUGCCCUCCAUACUGAUCACCAUUCUCUCCUGGGUCUCCUUUUGGAUCAAUUACGAUGCUUCUGCCGCCAGAGUAGCCCUGGGUGUCACCACGGUGCUCACCAUGACAACCAUCAACACUCACUUGCGGGAGACUCUCCCAAAGAUUCCCUAUGUGAAAGCCAUUGACGUCUACCUCAUGGGCUGUUUUGUGUUCGUGUUCUUGGCCCUGCUCGAAUAUGCCUUUGUAAACUACGUGUUUUUUGGACGUGGCCCGCAACAGCAGAAGAAAAUCAACGAGAGACUGAACAAAGCCAACAACGAACGCCCGCGUUACGAGGAGAAACGACUGAGGGAACAGGACUCCAUUUCAGCGCCGUUUCAAACCAACACCCUCAGGUCAUAUACACAACGAAGAAAUCUGUAUCUCGAGGAACAAAGAAAACUCGGGGUGGACGCUUACGGGAACAUCCUUCUGACGACUUUGGAGAUGAACAACGAGGUAAUGCCGUCCGACGUGGGUAGCAGCGUCAGCGACUCCCGGAAUUCAGUCAUGUCUUUCGACAGCUCCGGGGUGCAGUUCCGGAAGCCCAUGGCGUCCCGGGACGGUUUCGGCCACCACUCGCUGGACCGCAGCGCCAUGCGCAGCCGGGCCAACUGCCGCCUGCGCAGGCGGUCGUCCAAGCUGAAGCUGAAAAUUCCCAACCUGACUGACGUCAGCACCAUUGACAAAUGGUCCCGGGUCAUUUUUCCCAUCACCUUUGGAUUCUUCAACCUCAUCUACUGGUUGUACUAUGUGAAUUGA
This is a messenger RNA of Chanos chanos (milkfish), 1539 nucleotides long. RefSeq names its product gamma-aminobutyric acid type A receptor subunit beta4 (gene gabrb4). Gene Ontology annotation, biological process: monoatomic ion transmembrane transport. The transcript has 10 exons. Gene Ontology annotation, molecular function: GABA-A receptor activity; extracellular ligand-gated monoatomic ion channel activity. Gene Ontology annotation, cellular component: membrane. Bases 1 to 1539 code for a protein of 512 amino acids. Lineage: Eukaryota; Metazoa; Chordata; Actinopteri; Gonorynchiformes; Chanidae. The record is from RefSeq and is a predicted model, not a curated record.